UUAUUGAUUCACAAACCAAACAUUACCCAUCCAAUCAUCAAUCGAUCAAAUCAUGGACUCCUCGAAAGAUGAUCAAAAGAGACAACAAAUGCACUCCUCGAACCCACCCGAUAAUUACCAGAAUUACUCGGCUUAUUCCAACCCACCACCAUCUGCACCGCAACCGUAUGCACCGCCACAACAUUAUGCACAUCAACCGUAUCAGCCGCCGCCGCCGCCAUCUGCAGCACCACCGUACGACGGCCAUCCCGUGCCCGGCAUCCCAGUUGCAGCUCGUUCAUCGCCGGGGCCCUGGUCCACCGGCCUCUGCGGCUGCUUCGAAGACGUUUCUAACUGUUGUAUUACAUGUUUCUGUCCGUGCAUUACUUUCGGACAGAUUGCGGAGAUUGUUGACAAAGGAACACAAUCAUGCGCUAUAAGUGGAGUUUUAUACGGAUUAAUACUACACUUCACCGGCUGUGCCUGCCUCUAUUCAUGUUUCUAUCGUUCCAAGUUGAGGAACCAAUACGCGCUGGAAGAAAGCCCUUGUGCCGAUUGCUGCACUCAUUUCUUUUGCCAGUAUUGCGCCUUGUGCCAAGAAUACCGUGAGCUCAAGAACCAAGGUUUCGACAUGUCCAUCGGUAUGUAUAAUAACCUCUCUCCCUCCCCCCACCCCCUCUCUCUCUCUCUCUCAUAUGCACGAAUAUACGGAAGAUUUGAAUUGGUUAUCGCGUCAUAAAUUUUUAAAAAUAAUCACAUUCGAAGAAAUUAUGAAGAAAUGGAAUCUACCACCUAAGCAAUUUAUAAGUGUUCGUUGCCAGCUGUAAAGGUUUUGAAUUGCGUCAUGAAAAAUACGAGUCGAUAGACAUGAAUGAGAAACGGUUGACCUAUAUAUCUAAUGAUGGGGUCAGAGAGAGCCCCUCAAUAUGUUACUCUCUCCGUCUAAUUUUGGGAUUUCAACUUUUUAGGCAAUGCAGAAUGAUUAGCGCUAAAUGUUUUGAGUUUCCGAGAUUAUCGCUCAAAUUUUCUACAUUAAAUGAGAGUUCACAUUCCAAGAUGCAUUAACUUUUCAUAAGAGAGUGAACAUUUUAAGUCAGCUUGAAACUAGACAAAUAUUCGCGAUGAGUAAAAGUCAAAAAGUAGACAAACAAAUUAGGACUAAUGAAGUACAAUUUUUAUUUACACCUCAAACAAUCACGAAAAUGUAUCCCAGUGUAUGCUUUAUUGUUGACUUCUAUUUUUUUACUCCUUGAAUUGUAUAGGAUAUGAAGGAAAUUUAGAAAAAAAGAGUCGUGAAAUGUCGAUGGCACCAAUGCCUCAAGGAGGGAUGAUCAGAUAAAAGAGGUGGAAAUGACAUCGAAUUUGGUUGGUCGUUGAACUUUUGUGAUGUACAACAUAAAUUUGUGUGUUUCUUCCUAAAUAAAUUUCUUGUAUAUCCCUUUGACUUUUACGUGAAUUCCACUUUAGUCCUUCUUCCAUGUACAACAUGGCAUGUAUUUUUAGAAUAGAUGUUGAUGUGGUUUAUUUUUUUUCCUUUUUUAAAGUGUGUGUCUUGCAACUUGAACAAUACUCUACUCAGAAAUCAGUAUUUGAGAUUCCAUCUAGGAUCUCUUUUGUCA
Molecule: messenger RNA, 1598 nt
Organism: Rhododendron vialii
Lineage: Eukaryota; Viridiplantae; Streptophyta; Magnoliopsida; Ericales; Ericaceae
Product: protein PLANT CADMIUM RESISTANCE 2-like
Exons: 3
Coding region: 53-718 (221 amino acids)
Source: RefSeq, a predicted model, not a curated record